AUGAGUGUCACUGGCACCACUGCUCCAGAUGCCAAUAAUCCAUCUAUAGAUGAUCCACAGCAUGGUUGUACAUCCCGACCAAAGAAAUCCACUCGAAGUCUCGACUUCAUCAUACGAAACGGCCUAGCAGGAGGCAUAGCAGGCUGCGCCGCCAAAACAAUAGUCGCCCCAUUAGAAAGAGUCCGAAUCCUCUUCCAAACCUCCCACGCCACCUUCAUCCAGUACACAACACACUGGACGGGCCCCCUCAAAGCCGCAAAACACAUAAAAACCACCCACGGACUCCCCGCCCUCUUCAAAGGCCACACAGCAAGCCUCCUCCGCAUCUUCCCAUACGCAGCCAUAAACUUCCUCGCUUACGAACAGCUCCGCGAAGCCAUAAUCACAACAACCGAAAACGAAACACCCUCGCGCCGAUUUCUAUGCGGAAGUAUAGCCGGCGCAAUCUCAACACUACUCACAUAUCCACUUGAGUUAAUCCGCACACGUCUCGCCUUUGAAACACAGAAACAUUCCUCCUCAUGGCUGGGAAUUACGCAGAAGAUAUGCUCCGAGAACACAGCUGGAGGCAGGACCGGGCUCUCGAAUCUUUAUAGAGGUAUUGCACCGACGAUGUUGGGGAUACUGCCGUAUGCGGGGAUGUCGUUUUUGACGCAUGAUCAAAUUAAGGAUUGGCUCCUUUCUUGUGGGGCUCUUGCUGGUAUAGUUGCUCAGACGGUCUCGUAUCCGAUUGAGAUUGUUCGGCGACGGAUACAGGUUGCGGGUGUUGUUGGUGACCGCUUGAGCAUUGUCGAGACGAGCCAGCGGGUCUUUCGAGAGAGAGGUGUUAGAGGGUUUUUUAUUGGAUUGAAUAUUGGAUAUGUGAAAAUGGCGCCUAUGGUGGCGACGAGUUUCUAUGUUUAUGAUCGGAUGAAGCGAUAUCUGGGUCUUGCUGUCUGA
Penicillium bovifimosum is the source of this 939-nucleotide messenger RNA. RefSeq lists its product as uncharacterized. The record is from RefSeq and is a predicted model, not a curated record. NCBI's taxonomy places the organism in Eukaryota, Fungi, Ascomycota, Eurotiomycetes, Eurotiales, Aspergillaceae. Gene Ontology annotation, biological process: transmembrane transport. The transcript has 3 exons. The coding region runs from base 1 to 939 and encodes 312 amino acids.